This is a messenger RNA of Cuscuta europaea, 1203 nucleotides long. The record is from the annotation of a GenBank genome assembly. NCBI's taxonomy places the organism in Eukaryota, Viridiplantae, Streptophyta, Magnoliopsida, Solanales, Convolvulaceae.
AAAAAAUUGGUGUGCAAAGCCUUAUUAGAGGCGCGCGGAGCACGAGCUUUUUAGUAAUAUGGUACGGUGCCAUAUGGGCAAUAUUUGAAGGAUUUGGAUCCACAGCGGAGGUGCUUGCGGGGAGGGGAUCCAAAAGUGGAUCCAAUAGCUAUUGAAUCCGGAUCCAUAUUUGACUGGUUGUUUCCAGCGGUCCCUCAUCAUUUCCUUCCUCCUCUGCGGCUCGUCAUUGGUCAUUACUCGUUGGUGUUGAAAUGGGCGUAUGGAGCGGCGGAAGAGGUAACGUAUGGGGAGUGGGACCCUUCCAUCACGGGGGCUGGAAUAGGAGGAAAAGACGGGAAAGAAACACCAGGAAUGGAGAAUCCAAUUCCAUCAAUGCGACUGGCGGCACCGGCUACUGGUUCCCCGCCAAACAAGCCAUCGCUUCCGGCUCUCUCGCCCUUACCGGAGACACCAUCGCUCAGCUCCGCCAUCGAUGGGUGAAGAACAAAGACCUUCUUCCGCAACCUCCGCAGUUGCCGGAUGUCGCAGGAGUUCUGCUUUCUGAGCAUGACUGGCUCCGAGCUCUCCGGAUGGGUUCAUAUGGAUUUUUACUAUACGGACCUGCUACUUUUUCAUGGUACAAGUUUCUUGAUCACUGCAUGCCAAAGCCAUCUGUUCAGAAUUUGUUUAUGAAGGUUUUGCUUAAUCAAGUUGUUCUCGGCCCUUGUGUGAUUGCUGUUGUUUUUGCAUGGAAUAAUUUAUGGUUAGGGAAACUCUCUGAGCUUCCAAAUAAGUAUCGCAGAGAUGCCCUCCCAACUCUGUUUUUUGGGUUUAGGUUCUGGAUCCCUGUUAGUGUUUUGAAUUUCUGGGUGGUUCCCCUUGAAGCUCGAGUUGCUUUCAUGUCAAUGGCCUCAAUAUUUUGGAACUUUUGGUUAUCAGCGACUAUGAUCAAGUAAGUAGGUUUUGUUUUAUGAACAUUUUAUAGGGACAACUACCACUGCUUUUACUGCGUGGCCAAUGGCCAUUCUUUGUUGGAGAAUGCGACCAAAGGCAGCGCCUUGCACAUCAGUGGCCUUUUCUCCUGAUGAGAUUUUAAUCUUUAUUCCUAGCCCUUGUUUGGUUUUGGAAUUUUAAAGGGAAUGAGAAGGAUGAAAUAGUUUUUGCUAAUUUAUUGAUAUUCGUGUUGUACCAGAAAGCAGUAACUUAUACUUCGUACUAAGUUAA